Odocoileus virginianus texanus is the source of this 2245-nucleotide messenger RNA. RefSeq names its product LSM4 homolog, U6 small nuclear RNA and mRNA degradation associated (gene LSM4). The record is from RefSeq and is a predicted model, not a curated record. Gene Ontology annotation, biological process: nuclear-transcribed mRNA catabolic process; spliceosomal snRNP assembly; mRNA splicing, via spliceosome. Gene Ontology annotation, cellular component: spliceosomal tri-snRNP complex; U6 snRNP; P-body. Lineage: Eukaryota; Metazoa; Chordata; Mammalia; Artiodactyla; Cervidae. Gene Ontology annotation, molecular function: U6 snRNA binding.
AAGUGGGCUUGGGCCUAGCUUCCUGCUGCCUCUGGACCUCCCCCAGGUGGCUUGUAGGGAAGGCCCGUGGGAUGUGGAAUUCCCCUCCCUCCAAGCCCUUCCACGGGGAGCCUUCCUCUGGAGAUUGAGGGCCAUUUGUGGCCUACUGACAGAGAGGCUCACAGCCCCCACCACCUGGAGAAACAGCUACUCCCUAUUAGAUAGAGACUGAGGGUAGGCUGGAACUCCCCAGCAAAGGGAUCCUAGAGGUCAGACCAACUUAGAGUUCCCCAGUUACUGGGCCAUGAUAUGGUUUUCCCUGAGGCAAUUUCCUGUCUGAUGGGGCCCUAGUUCUAGAACUUUCACCUGCCUAUGCUGUAUAGACUGCCACUGGACCCUGAACCCAAGCACUGCCCCUUGAGUCACCCUUCUGGAGGCCCAGAGACAGGUCCCAGAGUAAGGCUCAAGAUUUUGUGUUCCAAAAAUGAAAACUGAUUUUUUACCCCCCAAUGAACACUAUAUGGUUUUUUUAAUGAAAAAUUCAGUAAUAAAGGAAACAGAACGAUCUUGAAAGUUCACCUUAUCUGGGUGAGUUUUUAAAUCCCAUCGUUUAUCUGCUGUCCCUUGCAGUAACCGCAGACUUUUUCUGAAAUGUUUCUUCCUCUCACAUGGUAAAUUCCGCUCAAAUACCCAGCUCAGAUGUGACCUCCUUAGAUCAAGAGGCCAGUUGAGCCUGAUGGAUCACUCUGCCGGGGGACAGUCAGGGCUGCCCCCCAAGGUGUGGGCCCAGCAUGAGCUGGCUUCUGACAGAUAGCCUUGAGCCAGGCUGCAUCUUUCACUGGGUCUCUGGUGCUGGGGCUGGCAAGUUCCUCAGUCUCUAAGCUCAUCAUCCCCAUCUGUAACGUGGGUGCGACGAGAACCGUCUACCAUACUGAAAAUGAAAGGCUUAGCUAGAGCUGCAUGUGCUAACCUGGACGUAGCUCUGAAACAGCAGAGCAAAACACGAACGCAGCAGCAGGACCCGUGCGCCCUGAUGCCCUUGAUAAACCUGGAGAGCUACACCUGGUCCUGUCAGGCGUGACUACGCACAGCAUGAGCUACAGAGAAACGCCCAGGAAGAUCAGCCCCAACGCCAGAGGGCAGCUGCUGCUGAGACUGUCGGGAGAGAGCAAACCAUUUUAUUGAAGGACUUCAGGGGAGGGUCAAAAGGCUGGGAGGACAAAGAUAUAACGUCCUUCUCCUGGCUCGGAUUGCCCCAGCUGCAGAAUUACUGAAAUGAGGAUUUUUCUAGACUUCUGUGCUAAACUGGGAGGCGGCUUCCCUUGUCGCUGCUGAAAACGGCUCAGAAUCACCCAAUGUUGGUAGAGCUUAAAAAUGGGGAGACAUACAACGGGCACCUGGUGAGCUGUGACAACUGGAUGAACAUCAACUUGCGUGAGGUGAUCUGCACAUCCAGGGACGGGGACAAAUUCUGGCGGAUGCCCGAGUGCUACAUCCGUGGCAGCACCAUCAAGUACCUGCGCAUCCCCGACGAGAUCAUCGAUAUGGUCAAGGAGGAGGUGGUGGCCAAGGGCCGUGGCCGCGGUGGCCUGCAGCAGCAGAAGCAGCAGAAGGGCCGCGGGAUGGGGGGCGCCGGGCGAGGUGUGUUCGGUGGCCGGGGCCGAGGUGGGAUCCCCGGGACUGGCAGAGGUCAGCCAGAAAAGAAGCCAGGCAGACAGGCGGGGAAACAGUGAGCCGCCCCUCCACUCCUGAGACUGAGCUGCCACUCCGAGCAUCCGUUCCCACCCCGAGGCUGCAUUCCUGCUCUCCAGUUUAUGACUGUUCAGAACAAAAAGAAGACGCUGGGGUCAGGGAAGACCCUGCCUGUCAUCUUGUGAUCCUCCUGUUUUUCUGUUAGCCAGCAGUUCUAUGGUUGGAAAUGUUAUUCUGUGCUUCUGGUUUUCUGAAGCCGCAGCCAACUGGAUUCCUGGAAGAUUCUGUGUUCAACGCAUCUUUAAAGCCCUCACUCUUGUUUUAAGGGUAGGCAUUUUCCAAACAGGUUUGUUUUGUAUUCUGUGUGGUGAACAGACAGGAGGUUUUUAUUUUCAGCUGUUUGCACUGAGAUAGACAGCCUAGAGGGUCUCCUGAAACGUGGACCCUGAAACUGCCUUUUCGAAAUGAAUCCAGGCAAGUGUGUGACUCGGAAGCUGUUCUGGGGGAUGAUGCUGGGCCCUGUUCCUUCCCUUCUGUCUGUCUUUACAAAAAUAAAAACAAAUACAACUACGAA